AUGAAGGUAAAGAAGGUGUUUGUGGUGCUGGUGACGUGCUGUGUCACAAUAGGGACGCUCGUAAGAGGAAGGGAAGAAAUAAAUGAAGCUACAGGUGAAAGACCAAGUCGUCAUUUGCGUCAGGAAACUUCUUGGUUUACGUCCGCACUCAUCAAGGCCGGUAUCGCGCAUAACUUGACCAACCCGCUGCAACAUCGUGAUAAAGCGCUUGUGUCUGCCCACCGCAUAUAUGACCCAGCAUCUGGUCUAGCGUGUUAUCUUGUUGGAGAUUGUAUGUCAUGUUACAGCUCGGAGAGGGAUGAAAGCUUUUGCCGCGAGACAGGGUACAGACAGGAGCUAGAUUGCCCUCUACCUUGGGACCCGAAGGACAAAUCGCCACUUGCGAAGCGAGAUCAUGGACGACAGACACGUUACAAGGCUUGUCGACCGGCCGAUACAGUACGACCGGGCCUUGCAGUGGUAAAGUUUGAGGCGGUGAUGGUAGUGCUGUUAGUUGUGUCUGUUGUACUGUUGCGACGUGAGCGACGAAACCACAUGAGUUUGUUUGAUCGGAGGAAGGAUCCACACCAAUGUGGUGGACUGCUGAAUGGUCCUGCUACUGGCAAUAAAAGCUCCGAUUGA
Peronospora belbahrii is the source of this 621-nucleotide messenger RNA. NCBI's taxonomy places the organism in Eukaryota, Oomycota, Peronosporomycetes, Peronosporales, Peronosporaceae. The record is from the annotation of a GenBank genome assembly.